AUGCGCAUGCUGAGGGGGCGUGGCAGGGAAGGAGGACGCAGCAACCAGUCAGUGUGCCAUGUCUGUUCUGCUAAACUCCUCUGGUUUUCCUCCCUCGUGCUUGCGGCCGCGCCUCUGCCUGCUCACACCUGUAAAAAAGGACAGCUGGAACCCGUCAGUGAGGGUGUGCUGUCUACAUUGACGGACCUCCUGCUGUGCCGCUGGUCGUGCCGCGCGUGCUGGCGGUGGUGCUGGGAGUGCAGCUGCUGUCAGACGUCUGAGGAGGAGGUGGAGAUCCUGGGGCCGUUUCCUGCACAGACGCCGUCCUGGCUUGUUAAUGACUGUAAUGAUGAGAAAGAGCCGAACUCUCACCCGGUGUCUCGUGAUCACGUCCCCUCGGCUCACAACACGACCCCGGGCAGCACCAGUCCCGGGUGCACCAGUCCGAGCAGCCGGGGUUCCAGCUCGGAGAACUCACGCUCCACCUUCAGCCUCGCGCGCCAGCUCUCCAGUCUGGACUCACGGCGUCCCAGCUCCCCGCUGGUGGACACGAAGGCCAUUGAGUUCUGGGCCAUGUCCCCAAGGAAAGAGGCGGUCCAACCCCUGCGCAAACUCCAGCCGCCUCCAGAUGACUAUUUCCGCAAGCUGGAGCCGCGGCUGUACUCAUCCGAGUCCGGGGGAGACGACAUGGACUCUCUGAGCGACGAGGAGCUCCUGCUGCGCUACCAGCUCGGCCUCCUGCACUUCAGCACGCAGUACGACCUGGUCCACUGCCAGCUGAUCGUGCGUGUGAUUGAGGCGCGGGACCUGCCUCCUCCCGGGGCGGGCGUGGCUCACUCCAACCCCUACGUUAAGAUGAGCCUCCUGCCUGACCACAAGAACUCGCGUCAGACCGGCGUCAAGCGCAAGACACAGAACCCUGUAUUUGAGGAGCGCUUUACCUUCGAGCUGCCGUUCCUCGAGGCCCAGCGCCGGACGCUGCUGCUCUCCGUGCUGGACUUCGACAAGUUCUCGCGCCACUGCGUCAUCGGGAAAGUGGCGCUCCCGCUCAGCGAGGUGGACCUGGUGAAGGGCGGGCACUGGUGGAAGGCUCUCGUACCCAGCUCACAGAACGAGGUGGAACUCGGGGAACUUCUGCUGUCCUUAAACUACUUGCCGAGCGCGGGACGGCUCAAUGUGGACGUGAUCAGGGCCAAACAACUGCUGCAGACCGACAUGUGCCAGGGUUCAGAUCCGUUUGUGAAAGUUCAGCUGGUGGCAGGACUGAAGCUGGUGAAGACCAAGAAGACGUCGUGUAUGCGAGGAACCAUCGACCCGUACUUCAACGAGUCCUUCAGCUUCCGGGUUUCUCAGGAGGAGCUGAGCGAAGUUAGCCUCGUGUUCACAGUCUACGGCCACAAUGUGAAGAGCAGUAACGACUUCGUGGGCCGCGUCGUGAUCGGUCAGUUCUCCACGGGACCGGCCGAGACCACACACUGGCGCCGUCUGCUGCGCUCCCAGCGGACGCCCGUGGAACAGUGGCACAGCCUGCGGUCUCGCGCUGAGUGUGACCGUGUCUCUCUCGCCUCGCUCGAAGUCACGUGAUCUCCACGCAGCGUGCCGAUUGGUGGAGGCAGGAAAUGUGGACCGGACCGUUUAAUGGGCGGGGCUUCACCCGAAGGACAAACAACAUGAAGAACUGUGAUGAUCUAAAGGGACAGCGGGUUCUGACGCGUGUCCUGCUCUGGUGUUGGUGGACUUUAUUCAGAAAGGUGGUCUGUGUAAAGCGGUUUCCACGGCGACGCAGCACAGCAUUUGUUCUUUAUCACACUGAAAUGUUCGUCAUGGAGAACUUAAUAACCUCAUCACCGGCCCGGCUCGGGCUGAGACCAGCAGGGUCGCUCCUCCUCUGGGUUUAUUUUUAGGAAUUUUUAAAUUAAUGAGUAAUAACCUACUUGUUGUCGUCAGUGCCGCGCUGUGGGCUUCGUCUGUGUGAGAUAGAGUUCUGUCAAAUAAUUAUAAUUAUAAUAUUAAUAAUCAGGUAAAAUGUCACGAUGUUAAAUGUUUUCACAGGGGUGUCGUUUAUGAUCAUCAGUGCAGGAGGGAAACUGGAAAAAAGUGUCAUGAUUGUGAAAAAAACAAUCACAUCAGUCCAUCACAUCCCCUUUAAAAAAGUGUCCGAUCACAUCAACUCCCUUUAAACUUCGAGUGUCUGAUCUCGUCUGAGUCAAUAAUCCUCCUGGUUCAGUCUCAGUAUUUCUCAGUCACUGUUACGGAUGUGUGUUGAAAAAAUUAGCGAACCAGAGUUCAAAUCCAGUGGGCGUGUCUGGGUAUGUGGUCAACUGUCCACUACGACUGUCCCUGAUUGGCUGACCGAAGCUACAGUCUAGAGACAGAGACGAAGAACUCAGCUUCAGCCUGUGUGUUCUCAUAUCGACCUGUUGGUGGUGCUGCUGGCCUCACGUCCUACAGAAAUCUAAAAUCAUGCAAAUUUAAGAGAGUUUUCUUUAAGAGGGUUGAGGUUUAGCUCAGCUAGCAGGUUUACACCAGCGUUUAGAACCGAGACAUCAGCCAUGAAAACAACUACUGUGUGAAAUAAAGCCAACCUGACUGAGUUUUUAGACUUUAUCACCUGCGAAUAGAGCUCACGUCUCGUGCUGUCGUCCCUCAUUCACGUUUCCACACGGGUGUUUGUCUACAGAGUGAACGUCUUGUGUGUUUGUGUUGUUGUUGUUUUAUAUUCUUAGAUGGAGAUGUUAUCAGUGUUGAAGUAGAUCACAGGCAGACGUCUGUGUGUGUUUUUAAUCUCUGUGCUGUAGUGGUGCGUCUCGUCCGCACGUCUGUCUGAAACAUACACACGUCUCAUACACACGUCUCAGACACACGUCUCAGUCACAUGUCUCAUACACACGUCUCAUACACACAUCUCAUACACACGUCUCAGACACACGCUCAUACACAUGUCUCAUACACACGUCUUAGUCACACGUCUCAUACACACGUCUCAGACACACGUCUCAGUCACAUGUCUCAUACACACGUCUCAUACACACGUCUCAGACACACGCUCAUACACAUGUCUCAUACACACGUCUCAGUCACACGUCUCAUACACACGUCUCCUACACACAUCUCAUACACAC
Clarias gariepinus (North African catfish) is the source of this 3101-nucleotide messenger RNA. RefSeq names its product synaptotagmin XVII (gene syt17). Gene Ontology annotation, molecular function: calcium ion binding; syntaxin binding; calcium-dependent phospholipid binding. The coding region runs from base 1 to 1563 and encodes 520 amino acids. NCBI's taxonomy places the organism in Eukaryota, Metazoa, Chordata, Actinopteri, Siluriformes, Clariidae. The record is from RefSeq and is a predicted model, not a curated record. Gene Ontology annotation, cellular component: membrane. The transcript is spliced from 8 exons. Gene Ontology annotation, biological process: regulation of dopamine secretion; regulation of calcium ion-dependent exocytosis; cellular response to calcium ion.